AUGGCGAUGAGCAUGGCUGCUCGCAAGUGGUCUGGUGGAAUGCGACGUAGGAGGGAGAGGGCUUUCAUUCUUUGCUGGAAUUUUCCAUCUUCCAUUUGUAGGAGGAUGCAAACUAGAGUACAACCUCUUCGUUUGGCUGAGUGGGAUUCUGAUGACAGGGUCACCUUUUUCAUGAGUGGAAGGAAUUAUUCUUUUCGGGACUUUGAGAAGAUGGCAAACAAGGUUUUUUCGCGAAGAUAUCAAAGUGUUGGAUGUCUUCCAGCCAAAUUCAUGGAAAAGGAAUUUUGGCAAGAAAUUGCUUGCGGAAAGAUGGAAGCUGUUGAAUAUGCUUGUGAUGUUGACGGUAGUGCCUUCUCAUCUUCUGACACCGAUCAACUCGGAAGUAGUAAAUGGAACUUGAAGAAUCUCUCACGCCUGCCCAAGUCUGUUUUACGUCUGCUGGAAACUGCAAUUCCGGGAGUGACUGAUCCCAUGCUUUACAUUGGAAUGCUCUUUAGUAUGUUUGCAUGGCACGUGGAAGAUCACUACUUGUACAGUAUCAAUUAUCACCACUGUGGAGCUUUUAAAACUUGGUAUGGAGUUCCCGGUCAUGCAGCUUUGGAUUUCGAAAAGGUAGUUAGGGAGCAUGUUUAUACCACUGAUAUUCUAUCUGCCGAUGGUGAGGAUGGGGCUUUUGACUUACUUUUGGGAAAAGCAACUCUAUUUCCCCCAAAUAUUUUGUUAGAACACGACGUCCCAGUCUUCAAAGCAGUUCAGAAGCCUGGGGAGUUUGUUGUAACGUUCCCACGAGCAUAUCAUGCAGGAUUUAGCGAUGGUUUCAAUUGUGGCGAGGCAGUGAACUUUGCACUUGGUGAUUGGUUUCCUCUUGGAGCCAUAGCUAGCAAGCGCUAUGCACUUCUAAACAGGAUUCCAUUGCUACCUCAUGAAGAGCUCCUCUGUAAAGAAGCAAUGCUUCUCUAUGCAAGCGGAGAAUUUGGAGAUUUAGACUACUCUUCUGCACACUUGGUGUCACACCGCAGUAUGCAGAUUUCUUUUGUGAAGCUGAUGCGCUUUCAGCAUUGUGCUCGCUGGGGCUUAACGAAAUCAAGGGCAUGCUCUGGUGUAAUACCAGUUUCACAUGGAACAGUUAUAUGUAGUCUAUGCAAGCGCGACUGCUAUGUAGCAUAUAUCAACUGUGCCUGUCAUCUCCAUCUCCUUUGCCUACGUCAUGAUAUUGAAUCAAUAAAAUCUCCGUGUGGAAGCAAUUAUACAAUCUUAGUGAGGGAUCAUAUAUUAGAACUGGAGGCAGCAGCCAAGAGGUUUGAGCAGGAUGAGCAGAUUUUGGACGAUAUCCGUCGGGAUAAAGGCAGUGAUAAAGAAUUGUUUUAUAUUCCAAAUUUAUUUGAUGACAGUUAUAACGAGAGAUACAUCCCUUAUUGUGACAUUCAUCCACUUUCUCUAGAUGCUAACGAGUCACCAGAGUUGGAUUGUAUUGAGAGAGAACCCGAACUUAAUUAUGGAAGAAGAGAUUUGGAACCUGAAAUGCAUCAACCAUGCCUCUCCUCAGUUCAUCCAACUCAUUCAAAUUCUAUGCUGGCUCAAAGCUCAUCUAUUAUUGACAAUAAUGCCGGGCAUCAUGUUUUUGAGAAGCCAAUUCUUAACCCUGACAAACUUUCAGAAAAUCUGUCUCGCAAUGCAUAUGAAUCGUCUGUCUCCUCUUUGUCAUAUGAUGAUUGCACGAGUGCUGAUCAGGAUAGACUCCACGACUCAGCGAGGAGGCCAUUUUCUGGUCAAUAUAGCGAUGACUCUGAUACUGAGAUAUUCCGAGUUAAACGACGUUCGUCUAUGAAAGCGGAGAAGAGGAGUAGUAUCGUCUUUGCUAUUGGCCUUCUAGGUAAUCUUAUAUCUUUCGUGGUCUUUUUGGCCCCAGUACCAACAUUUUAUAGGGUAUGCAAGAGGAACUCGACCGAAGGGUUUCAAUCAGUUCCGUACGUGGUUUCUUUGCUUAGCGCCAUGCUCUGGCUAUACUAUGCAUCCAUCAACUCUGAGUCCAAUGAUUUCCUUCUCAUCACAGUCAACUCAGUGGGAUGUGUCAUAGAGAUCAUCUACGUUGCUCUCUACCUUGCUUAUGCUCCUAAGAAAGCCAAGAUAUUUACAGUGAAGCUGAUGGUGACGGGCUUUGGAGGGUUUUGUUCCUUUCUUCUCUUGUCCCGCUUGUUAACAAAGGCAUCAACCAGGGUCCACCUUUUUGGGUGGCUUUGUGCUGGAUUCUCCGUCAGCGUCAUCGCAUCUCCUUUAAGUGUUAUGAGAAUGGUGAUACGAACCAAAAGCGUAGAGUUCAUGCCCUGCUCUCUCUCAUUUUUCCUCACUCUCAGCGCUGCGACUUGGCUCCUUUACGGUUUAUUCCUCAAGGACAUCCGUGUUGCGGUUCCAAACGUACUGGGUUUUAUCCUUGGAGUGUUUCAGAUGGGACUGUAUCUGAUAUAUAGGAAGACGAAUGUGAUGGUUUUGGAGGAACCUGAUAAUUUCGGUGGUGCAAAGCCGAUUGCCGAUACUCAAAGUCACAAUAUCGCCUCUAAUGACAGCAUCAUCGACGUUGAUGAGGUCAAGGAGCGGAAAGACGAUGUAUCCGAGGGUGUGAUAAGCUUGGAAUCUUCCGAUAAUGGACCAGUGGCGAAUAGUUCAUGUGAAGUUUGA
Messenger RNA from Eucalyptus grandis, 2676 nucleotides. RefSeq names its product lysine-specific demethylase JMJ706-like. Gene Ontology annotation, biological process: chromatin remodeling. The transcript has 16 exons. The coding region runs from base 1 to 2676 and encodes 891 amino acids. NCBI's taxonomy places the organism in Eukaryota, Viridiplantae, Streptophyta, Magnoliopsida, Myrtales, Myrtaceae. Gene Ontology annotation, cellular component: membrane; nucleus. Gene Ontology annotation, molecular function: histone demethylase activity. The record is from RefSeq and is a predicted model, not a curated record.